This is a messenger RNA of Varanus komodoensis (Komodo dragon), 3558 nucleotides long. RefSeq names its product vomeronasal type-2 receptor 26-like. Bases 1 to 3558 code for a protein of 1185 amino acids. Gene Ontology annotation, cellular component: membrane. Gene Ontology annotation, biological process: G protein-coupled receptor signaling pathway. The transcript is spliced from 9 exons. NCBI's taxonomy places the organism in Eukaryota, Metazoa, Chordata, Lepidosauria, Squamata, Varanidae. Gene Ontology annotation, molecular function: G protein-coupled receptor activity. The record is from RefSeq and is a predicted model, not a curated record.
AUGCCUAAGAAUUACCAGCAUCUCCUGGCCUUGGCAUUUGCAGUAAAGGAGAUCAAUGAGAACCCUCACCUACUGCCCAAUUGCACUUUGGGCUUCCGCGUCUAUGACAGCUACAACAAUGCAAGGAAAACCUGUCAGGCCACCCUGCGACUUCUCUCAGUACAGGAGAGAUUGGUCCCUAACUAUGAAUGCGGCAUCCUCAAAGAUCUAGUAGCAGUUGUUGGAGCAUUGGACUCCCAGAUCUCUCUCCAUAUGGCAAAUAUCUUGGAUAACUACAAAAUCCCACAGCUCCAUCAGUUUCUCAGAAGUGUCUCAUUCAAUAACAGUGCUCAACACGAGGUUUCCUUCAAUGAGAAAAGGGAGGUGGUAGCUGGAUUUGAUGUUAUCAACUGGAAGUUCUUUUCCAAUGAGUCCUUUCUUCUUGUGAAAGUUGGAAGGAUUGAUCUUCAGGCUUCUUCAGGCCAUAUACUCACCAUAGAUGAGGAUUCCAUUUCAUGGAACCAUUGGUUUAAUCAGGAGCUCACCUGCCCCAUCCGACAAGCUGUCUUUGCCAUCAUCUUCACAGUGGCUGUUUCUUCUGUGCUGGCAAAAACCCUCUUGGUUGUUCUGGCUUUCAUGGCUACUCAGCCAGGAUCCAGGAUGAGGAAGUGGUUGGGAAAGGAGAGGGCCAGUGUCAUUGUUCUUUCCUGCUCCCUCAUCCAAGCAGGCAUCUGUAGUGUGUGGCUGGGAACUUCACCCCCUUUCCCAGAUGUCAACAUGUUUUCUAUGGCUGAAGAAAUCAUGCUGGAAUGUUCCUUACACAUCUCUACUCAGAACUGGGUGGAGAAAACAGAGGGAACCAACAUAAUCCAUCAAUGUGAAGAGGAGGAAAUGCUAAGAGUUGGGAUCAACCCCAGCUCUUCACCUGGCAUAUGCAGACUUCUUCUCUUGCUCAGCACCAUCUUACAGAGUAAGCAAAGCCAAGAAAUCCACAAAUGCUCAAAGAGCAAAACUGAGGAACUGGCAACACAAGUAGCUGCUGCACGUGACACAGAAGGGGCACAAGCUAAUGCCCAAACUCAAGGCACCUUCUUUCUGGCCAUGCUUGUACAGUUUUCCUUCAUAAGUGCUGACUUCCACUGUGCCUCAGGUGUCACCUCUCCUUUCAGCAUGAUCCCAAAGAAUUACCAGCAUCUUCUGGCCUUGACAUUUGCAGUAAAGGAGAUCAAUGAGAGCCCUCACAUACUGCCCAACCACACUUUGGGCUUCCGUAUCUAUGACAGCUAUGAAAAUGCAAGGAGAACCUGCCAGGCCACCCUGCGACUUCUGUCAGUGCAGGAGCAAUUGGUCCCCAACUAUAAAUGCCACAUCCACAAUAAUCUAAUAGCAGUCAUUGAAGCACUAGACUCCGAAGUCUCUCUCAAUGUGGCAAAUAUCUUGGACAUCUACAAGAUUCCACAGCUCAUCUAUGGCGUGGCUCCAGUCAUGAAUGAUAAGACACCAGGACUUCCUUUCUAUCAGAUGGUUCCUCACGAAACUCUGCAGUAUGAGGGGAUUUUGUCUUUGCUGCUGCAUUUCAGCUGGAAGUGGAUUGGACUUGUUUUUAUGGAUAAUGACAAUGGAGAAAGAUUCCUGCAAACUGUCUUUCCAAUGUUUUCCAAAAGAGGUGUCUGCUUUGCCUUCAUUGAAAAGAUCCCCACACACACCUACAUCAUUAAAAUUAAUGCUAUGUUAGAAAAGGGGGCAAUGAUACAUGAUAAACUUGUGGACAGUAAAGCCAAUGUAGUAGUUCUCCAUGGAGAAUCAUAUUCCUUUGCAAUUUUUAGAGUGCUGACAUAUAUACCAGAACUGGAAAACAGGGAAAGCAAAAUAAAAGGCAAAGUAUGGAUAGCUUCAGCCCACAUAGAGAUCAAUGCAUUUGUCUAUCAAAGGAACUGGGACACAGGAUUAUUCCAUGGUACUCUGUCCUUGAGGAUUCACUCCAAUGAUGUACCAGGAUUCCAAUCAUUUGAGAAAAGCAGAAAUCCAAUCAGCACAAAAGGAGAUGAUUUUCUCAGGCUGUUUUGGGAACAAGCUUUUGGCUGUCUUUUCCCAACUUCAGUAGCCAACGAUGUGGAAGAAGUGAUUUGCACUGGGAAGGAAAAGCUGGAGAGACUUUCUGGAUCUAUUUUUGAGAUGAGCAUGACUGGCCAUAGCUACAGCAUCUACAAUGCAGUCUAUGCUGUGGCCCAUGCUAUGCAUGCCAGGUCCUCAUCUGAAGUCAAACACAGGGCCAUGUUGAAGACUAAAGGACAGAAGUUUAGGAAUGAAGAGCCAUGGAGGCUCCAUCAGUUUCUGAGAGGUGUUUCAUUUAAUAACAGUGCUCAGAAUGAGGUUUCCUUCAAUGAGAAAGGGGAGGUGAUAACUGUAUUUGAGUUUAUUAAUUGGAAGUUUUUCCCCAAUGAAUCUUUUCUCCGUAUGAAAGUUGGAAAGCUCGAUCUUCAGGCUUCUCCAGACCAAACUCUUGCUAUUGAUGAGGCUGCCAUCACAUGGCACCCCUGGUUCAAUCAGACACGACCACUUUCUGUAUGCACCAAGAGUUGCUGUCCAGGCUCUAGCAAGAAAGUGAAGGAGGGGGAGCCAUAUUGCUGCUAUGAUUGCAUCCCUUGUCCAGCCGGGAAGAUUUCAAGCAAGAAGGAUAUGAAUGAUUGCAAUCCAUGCUUAGAUACAGAGUAUCCAAGCAAGAAUUGGGAUUUCUGUCUUCUGAAGACCACAACAUUCUUGACCUACGAAGAACCUUUUGGGCUCACAUUAGCAAUCCUUGCUCUUGCCUUCACUUUUAUCACAGCUCUGGUGCUGGCUGUGUUCGUGAAAAACCACAGGACUCCCAUUGUCAAAGCCAACAACCAGAAGCUCACCUACACUCUGCUCAGCUCCCUCCUGCUUUGCUUCCUUUGUGCAUUGCUCUUCAUUGGUGAGCCUCAGGAGCUUACCUGCCUCCUUCGACAAGCUGCCUUUGCCAUCAUCUUCUCAGUGGCUGUUUCCUCUGUACUGGCAAAAACCCUCUUGGUCAUUCUGGCUUUCAUGGCCACUCAGCCUGGAUCCAGGAUGAGGAAGUGGUUGGGAAAGGAGAAGGCCAGUGUCAUUGUCCUUUCCUGCUCCCUCAUCCAAGCAGGCAUCUGCACUGUGUGGCUGGGAACUUCACCCCCUUUCCCAGAUAUUGAUCUGUUUUCCCGGGCUGAAGAAAUCAUACUGGAAUGUAAUGAGGGCUGUGUGACCAUGUUUUACUGUGCCUUAGGCUACAUGGGCCUUCUUGCGGGCAUCAGUUUCACUGUGGCCUUCCUGUCUAGGAAGUUGCCUGGCAGUUUCAAUGAAGCCAAGUUCAUCACUUUCAGCAUGCUGGUCUUUUGCAGUGUUUGGCUCUCUUUUGUUCCUUCCUACCUUAGCACAAGGGGGAAGUCCAUGGUUGCUGUGGAGGUCUUCUCCAUCUUAGCUUCUAGUGCAGGGUUGCUGUGUUGCAUUUUUCUCCCCAAAUGCUAUAUUAUCGUGCUGAGACCUGAGCUGAACAACAGGGAACAGCUAAUAAGAAGAAAAUCGUGA